Messenger RNA from Magnolia sinica, 1223 nucleotides. RefSeq names its product chromatin structure-remodeling complex protein BSH. The transcript has 11 exons. Gene Ontology annotation, cellular component: nuclear chromosome; nucleus. Lineage: Eukaryota; Viridiplantae; Streptophyta; Magnoliopsida; Magnoliales; Magnoliaceae. The record is from RefSeq and is a predicted model, not a curated record. The coding region runs from base 130 to 909 and encodes 259 amino acids. Gene Ontology annotation, biological process: regulation of transcription by RNA polymerase II; chromatin remodeling. Gene Ontology annotation, molecular function: transcription coregulator activity.
UCCCUUCUUAAAAAAACCAAUCGUCUUUAGCUCAUGUAUCAGUGGAAACCGCGAACAGCCUCUGUUAGGGGUUCAGGAACAAAAGCGGAAUCAACGGAAGAGAACAUUCAAAUUUAAAAUCUACGGAUCAUGAAGCCUCUCCCGCCCUCUGCUUAUAAACAGCCCAUCAAAUUCAGAAUCCCAACUGCUGAAAAUUUAGUUCCUAUCCGUGUGGAUGUGGAAGUUGAUGGACAACAUUUCAAAGAUGCAUUUACAUGGAACCCUUCUGAUCCUGAUUCUGAAGCACUGAUGUUUGCAAGAAGGACGGUGAAAGAUUUGAAACUCCCUCAGGCAUUCGUAACUCCCAUUGCUCAAUCUAUUCAGACACAGGUGAGCGAGUUUCGAUCAUAUGAAGGACAGGAGAUGCAUACUGGGGAGAAGCUUGUGCCUAUCAAGCUUGAUCUUCGGGUUAAUAGGACUGUCGUAAGGGAUCAGUUUUUGUGGGACUUGAACAAUUUCGAGAGUGAUCCUGAAGAGUUUGCGAGGACCUUUUGCAGUGAUCUUGAAAUCAGAGACCCUGAAGUUGGACCUGCAAUUGCAGUUGCAAUCAGGGAGCAGCUUUAUGAGAUAGCCAUCCAAAGCGUCGCCUCAGCAAGGGAAACCAGGGUAAGCAAAAAGGGUCGCCGAGGGGUAGAACAUGUUACAGUUAGUAAAUCAGGAGGGACUGCCUUGGACUUGAUGAAGUUAUUCGGUAGCAAGGCAAGUGUUGUCCGUAAAAGGAAGGAGUGGGACGUUUAUGAGCCCAUUGUUGAUAUUCUUUCGCCUGAGGAAGUGGAGGUUCUUGAUGCAAGAGAAGAGCGAAAUGCUCGGCUGAAGAAAAAGCUUGAUGACAAAGAUGAUGGGUAUUUGACACGCUUCACACGCAGCUGAACUUUGCUGGCUAGGCAUUCAGAUCUUGUGGAUUAGGUGCUGCCAUGCUGGAUGGCAUCACAGUGGCCAUUGAUUCUGCUGUUCUGUGUGCAUGUGUGCAUGUGCAUGUCUGAAAAUAGCAGUUCUUCUUAACAGCAUUUCAUUAUUUUGUAAUGUAAGAUGUUACGCCUGCACGUGUUCUUUGUUUGAUUACAUUUUUUCUGAAAAUUGAAGGGCCUGUUUGGGCUACAAAUUACAUCAGUAAUGUACUAUAAAUGUGAAAUGACUACAAAUGCCUUUACCCGACUUCUGAAAACAUUACAUUUGACCGACAA